GGGUCACCCCGCAAUGCCACCCCCCCGGUGACUGUCCCCACUGUCCCCUCAGUGUCCCGGAAGGUGAAGUCCCCCAGCCUGGGUGUGCUGGUGCUGCACAGGGGUCUGGGAUCAGUGGGUCCUGUGGUCACUCUGGUGAUCCUGUGGUCACUCUGGGGUUAUUGUGGUCACUCUGAGGGGUCACCCCGCAAUGCCACCCUCUCAGUGACUGUCCCCACUGUCCCCUCAGUGUCACGGAAGGUGAAGUACGCCAGCCUGGGCGUGCUGGUGCUCCAGAACGCCUCUCUGGUGCUCAGCAUCCGCUACGUCCGCACCCUGCCCGGGGAGCGCUUCCUGCCCACCACGGCCGUGGUGAUGGCCGAGGCCAUGAAGGGCAGCGCCUGCCUGCUCCUGCUGCUCAUCCAGCACCGAGGUGACAUCCUGGGGAACAAUCUGCAGUACGUGGCCAUCUCCAACCUGCCCGCGGCCACCUUCCAGGUCACAUAUCAGCUGAAGAUCCUCACCACGGCUCUGUUCUCGGUUCUGCUGUUGGGGACAUCGCUGUCCCGCCUGCAGUGGCUGUCCCUUGCUCUGCUGUUCGCGGGGGUGGCUCUGGUCCAGGCGGAGCAGGCUCGCUCCUCUCCGGCCGUGUCCCCUCUGUCCCCGUCCCCCGAUGUCCCCGAGGGUCCCCCUCAGAGCUACGCCGUGGGGCUGGCGGCCGUGGCGGCCUCGUGUUUGUCCUCGGGCUUCGCCGGCGUUUACUUCGAGCGGCUCCUCAAGCGCUCGGGCGGCUCCAUUUGGCUGCGCAACGUGCAGCUGGGCGCCGUGGGCACGGCCGUGGGGCUGGGGGCCAUGCUGGCCGCAGAGGGGCCGGCGGUGGCCGCGCUCGGCUUCUUCUACGGCUACAACGGCGCUGUCUGGGCCGUGGUGGUGAACCAGGCGGCCGGAGGGCUGCUGGUGGCCGUGGUGGUGCGUUACGCCGAUAACAUCCUGAAGGGAUUCGCCACGGCGCUGUCCAUCCUGGCCUCCACCGCCGCCUCGGCGCAUCUGUUCGGAUUCCGGCCGCGGGCGCCCUUCGUGGCCGGCACGGCCAUGGUGCUGGCCGCAGUGGUGCUCUACGGCCGCCCCCGGCCACGGUCUGGAGCUGCCGGAGGAGGGGGUGGACACGGGGCCAGCGCGGCCGGACGGGCACUGGACAGCGGCAAGUCAGUGGCCACGUAGGGGGAGGGGCGCAGGGACAUGGGGAGGGGCACG
Malurus melanocephalus (red-backed fairy wren) is the source of this 1233-nucleotide messenger RNA. Its product is annotated as UDP-galactose translocator-like. Gene Ontology annotation, molecular function: UDP-galactose transmembrane transporter activity. Gene Ontology annotation, biological process: pyrimidine nucleotide-sugar transmembrane transport. The annotation marks the transcript as partial. Gene Ontology annotation, cellular component: Golgi membrane. Lineage: Eukaryota; Metazoa; Chordata; Aves; Passeriformes; Maluridae. The transcript has 3 exons. The record is from RefSeq and is a predicted model, not a curated record.